Messenger RNA from Dunckerocampus dactyliophorus (ringed pipefish), 3347 nucleotides. It is a transcript of the gene ppfibp2a, whose product is annotated as PPFIA binding protein 2a. The transcript is spliced from 22 exons. Gene Ontology annotation, cellular component: presynaptic active zone. Lineage: Eukaryota; Metazoa; Chordata; Actinopteri; Syngnathiformes; Syngnathidae. The record is from RefSeq and is a predicted model, not a curated record. Gene Ontology annotation, biological process: neuromuscular junction development. Gene Ontology annotation, molecular function: protein binding. Bases 388 to 2913 code for a protein of 841 amino acids.
AGGAGGUACUUCAGCCGCAGGCACAGAGAGCAACGGAGGGACCACAGGAAGAACGAAAGAAGAUGAGUGCAGCAAAAUUGGAGUUUCUGUGCAUAAAGAGGCAGUCGGAGUGCUUUUGAGAAAUUGAAAGGAGGUAGGAAAAGAAAAAGGGAGUCAAGCCAAUUGGCAUCAUUUGAGUUAUUCAGCUCAGCUCUAAAAAGCUGCCUGGACUCAAAAACCGCACAGGGCCUCUCGUGCUGUCAACAACUGCAGCGUGGAUGGUCUGCAAGAGGAGUCCAAAAGUAUUAGGAUUUAUCACUGGGACUCAGCGUUGACACUGGACUCUGUUAUCCUUCCUGGCUCUAUGCAGCAUUAAAUGUCAAUAGGGCACUACAAUGGGCCUGCAGGAUGGAGAAUGACAUUAACUUCUACAAACACUUUGCUUGGCUGAGAAAGGUAAACCACCAGUCAUCAGACAACAGUGAGUCCUACCAGGACCGUUUAUCACGUCUGGAGGGAGACAAAGAAUCUCUCAUUCUGCAGGUGGGUGUGCUGACAGACCAGGUGGAGGCUCAGGAGGUAAAAAUCAGCGACCUGCAGAGUUCGGUAGUGGAGCAUCGACUCAAACUCAACGCCACAGAGGAGAUGCUGCAACAGGAACUUGUGCAUAGGACGUCACUGGAGAAGCAGAAGCUGAGUCUCAUGGGGGAGGUGUCCUACCUGAAACUGAAACUGGCAGACAUGGAGGAGAAACAAGGCCAUGGGACAGAGAGGCAGCACAAAGCAGAGAGCGUUGUCAAUUUCAUUAGUGAGCUGCAGGAGCAGAUGUGUAGGUUUCAGAAGGAGAUCAAUAGCAAGAUCCAGGAGAAAAAAGCCUCUGAGAAUCCAGCUGACAGUGGCUCACCAGCGCCGUGCCCCGCCCCCUCCACGUCCCCUGAGGACUCUCACGCCAACCACUCAUGUAACACAGCUACAGAGGCUUUGCUGAGGGAGCUCAAGAGUCUCAAGGACAAGGUGGAACGCUUGGAAGAUGAGAAGUUAGAGUAUGAAAAAAGACUCAACGCCACCAAGGUGGAAAUCAGUAGCCUUCAGCAGCUUCUCCUCAGUAAGGAUGCUGAGAUUGAGAGCCUGCAUAAUCAGCUGCUGGCGAGACCUCCACUCUCCACUGAGAGCUCUGAGAGAGAUCUGGAGCUGCAAAGGCUUAAGAGUGACAUUAAAUCGUUGGAAGCAGCUAAUGAUGAAAAGGAUCGGCGGCUUGAAGAGCUCACUCUGCUGUUAAACCAGUGCAGGCAAUUCAGAGAUCUGCCACACAACGCAAGGCAAGCGCCACCUGCUGGUCGUUCGCUGUCAAACGGAAGGACAAAUUCCAGUAGCAGUGAGGAAGAGGAGCAGGGGCAGAGGAAGAAUGCUGACUCUGUCAGUGCAAAGUCUGAAGAUGUAAAGUCAGAUGUUUCCACAACCAGUGCUUCCUCUCAUCAAACGUCUCUUGCGUCUCAGAAGAACAGUGACUGCAGGCCGGAGACACAGACAUCAUCAAGUAGCAUGAAUGAUUUAACAAAUGGCCAGAAACAAAAGAGGGACAGUCGGAGCCCGAUGCUGCCUGCCCGCUCGUCUCCCACCGAGAGCAGCACUGAGCGAUCACCAGAUGACAGUGAAGAUGGAGACUCCAGCCAAAUUAAGCUGGGGAAAGUGAACAACGGCACUGGGACAAAUUCACCACCAGGCCAGAGAGCUGUGGGCUCACCAGAAUACAUGAAGACUAACCGGAGCCUCAAGAGACUGUGGGGAAAACUUCGAAGAACUAAUUCUGGAGGAGUCCAGGCAGUGGACCCAGAUUCUGGUCCUUUUAGAAGAGGGGGUUUCCGUGCCACAGCAGGAGCCAGACUGACUCGUACCCCUGAAUCUCAAGACUCUGCAUGUGACAUGAAUCUGCCGUUCAGCCAGUGGAGCAGGGAGCAGGUUUGCAGCUGGUUGGAGGACUACGGACUGGGCCAGUAUGUCAACCUUACUAGGCAGUGGGUUGAAAGUGGCCAGACGCUAAUUGCUGCCACACCUCAGGAUCUUGAGAAGGAGAUGGGAAUGAGGCACCCUCUGCACAGAAAAAAACUGCAGUUGGCAUUGAGGGCAUUUACCAGUAAAGUGACAGAGAAGUCAGCAGACCUGGACCACAUCUGGGUCACUCGAUGGCUGGAUGAUAUUGGCUUGCCUCAGUAUAAAGACCAGUUCCAUGAAGCCCGUGUUGACGGCCGCAUGAUACAAUACCUCACAGUGAAUGACCUCUUGAGCUUGAAGGUGACGAGUCAGCUCCAUCAUCUCAGCAUUAAAUGUGCCAUCCACGUCCUCCAUGCAAACAAGUUCAACCCCCAUUGCCUACGUCGCAGGCCUGGAGAAGAGAAGCAGCCUUCUCCCUCAGAGGUGGUGCAGUGGUCAAACCAUCGUGUGAUGGAGUGGCUUCGAGCUGUUGAUCUUGCAGAGUAUGCGCCUAACCUUCGGGGCAGUGGUGUACACGGUGGACUGAUCAUCCUGGAGCCACGCUUCAGCCCAGAGACUUUGGCCCUGCUGCUAAAUAUUCCUCCACAAAAGACUUUGCUACGGCGCCACCUGGCCAUGGCAUUUGCAGCCCUAGUGGGGGCUCAGGCCACACAGGAGAAGAAAGAGUACGGCAAUGCUACAGGCCAUGUGCCCCUCACUACCACAGCUAAAGUGAAGCCCAAGAAACUUGGCUUCACCCAAUUCAGUCACCUCAGGAAGCGGAAACCUGAUGAUUCAGCAGACUAUAUCUGCCCAAUAGAGGGAGGAGCUCUGAGCUUCAAAGGGUUUUCUCGCCUGCCCUCCGCAGCGCUCAAGAGCAUCAGCCCCAACUUGGACAGACAACCCAAGAAGCAGGAGCCCGGGGAGGGGAAGAUGUGGCUGACCCCCACUAACAACUACUAAGAAAUACCGUGUUCAACUUGACACCAGACGUGCCUGAAAAAAGCCUUUUGCUGGAUGCUAUGAAAUCCAAAUAAUGUAUUUAAAAUCAUUUUUGAAAUGGUCAUGAAUGUGUGACAUGUUAAGUGAAAGCUGCUCUUUGCAUUCCUUUUACGAUUAUUCCAAAGCUUCCCUUUCGCCACUUUGUAGGUUUUAUCUGUCGGAUCUAUAUCUCUAUAGAUACAGAUCAAUCUAUUAUAUAUAUUUAGAUGAUAUGGUGCUCUUUUCUUACUCAACACUAUAACAUUAUGCCUUUUUCUAUAUGACAUUGUUAUGCAAUCUUCAACUAAGCCCAGUCAUAAUGCUUCCUCGUUCUUUUUUCAGGUUCACAGUUUUAAAGGGUCUUGUUAAAGUCUAGUUGUCUCAAUCAUGCAGAUAUUUUUACCUUGUGUGCCUUC